AUGAAUUUUGAUGUGAAAUCCGCAGCUGAGAGAAGGAUGAUCCAACUAAAUGAGUUGGACGAGUUUCGACAUAUGGCGUUCGAAAACUCCAAGAUAUACAAGGAACGCACAAAGGCGUAUCAUGAUAGGAAGAUCAUUCCGAGAACUUUUGCUGCAAAUGAUCAAGUCCUACUCUUCAACUCUCGUCUGAGGUUGUUUCCCGGGAAGCUGAAAUCCCGAUGGUCCGGGCCUUUCACUAUCAAAGAAGUAAAGCCCUAUGGGGCAGUUGUGCUGUGGAGGCAUGAUGGUAGUGAGUUUGUUGUGAACGGUCAGCGUCUAAAGCUAUACCUAGCCUACACAGAAAUCCCCAAAGGAGAAGAUGUCUCUCUCGGAGAACCGCCUCGAGCUUAG
Brassica oleracea var. oleracea is the source of this 390-nucleotide messenger RNA. RefSeq lists its product as uncharacterized. The transcript has a single exon. The coding region runs from base 1 to 390 and encodes 129 amino acids. The record is from RefSeq and is a predicted model, not a curated record. Lineage: Eukaryota; Viridiplantae; Streptophyta; Magnoliopsida; Brassicales; Brassicaceae.